AUGGCAGCCAUCCCUUGGAAUGAACGCACCCUUUUCACUCCAGUGGAGUCAGGCGUGGGAGGCCUUAUGGUUGGCAUGUCUGCAGCCAUGGCCUACCUCAUUGAUGGAAAGAUCACAGGGAUCUCGGGAAUCGUUGGCCCUUUCGUGAGGGGAGCUACGAAGUGCGAACCGGUGAAGGAUGGGCAGCUUUGGAAGCUUCUGUUUCUGACGGGCCUCUUCCUGGGCGGCUGGAUUGUCCUGGCUGCGAAUUGGGAUUUCUCCUUCCCGAACGUGCCCCGACUGAAUAUCUUUCAGUACAUCUUGGGAGGCAUUUGCGUGGGCAUCGGCACUCGAGCUGGCAAGGGCUGCACUUCGGGACACGGUAUUUGUGGCCUGCCGCGGCUGUCGCUGCGGAGCUGGAUUGCAGUGCCUACGUUUAUGGCUGUAGCAGCGAUCACGGUCCUUGUCACCCGCCACGCGAUCAAACCAUACAAUGUGGAGUACAACUCGCAGAUCGCACAGACGCAGUGGCCACCAGAGUGGGAAUUCCCGAUUUUCGCCCUGCUCUCCUCCCUGGCCCUCGUGGCACUCAGCGUCCUCCUGCCCACGAAGCCACGGAAGUUCGUCUCUCCUUUGUGCUCGGGCAUCAUCUUCGCCUUGGGCCUCGGCGCCAGCGGCAUGACUUCCCAAGCCAAGGUGCUGAACUUCCUGGACUUCGCAGGAUAUUGGGAUCCUUCCCUGGCAUUCGUCAUGGGCUGCGGCAUCUGUGUGAGCUUCCCUGCAUAUCUCAUUGCGGAGCGUGGUGGCAAGCAGCCCUUUUCUGAGGGAUGCACUUUCGAGAACCCACCGAAGAAAGGGAAUUACGUGCCGUUGCUGAUUGGUACCUCGCUGUUUGGCCUUGGCUGGGGUCUGGUGGGCGUUUGUCCUGGACCAGCAUUGGCCGGAGCGGCCCCGUAUAUCGCAGUGUGCAUACGUUCCGGCGACAUCCAGGAGCUGUACUUCACAAUGACCGCCAUCAUUGUGGUGAUAGCAUGGCUUGUGACUGACAGGCUAAUCGUGCAUUUUGGUCAGACGCAGUCUCCGGUUACCGCGACGACCGAGCCAAAAACUGGCCAGUGA
Messenger RNA from Symbiodinium sp. CCMP2456, 1098 nucleotides. The record is from the annotation of a GenBank genome assembly. Lineage: Eukaryota; Dinophyceae; Suessiales; Symbiodiniaceae.